Cordyceps militaris CM01 is the source of this 564-nucleotide messenger RNA. RefSeq names its product RNA binding protein. The transcript has 2 exons. Bases 1 to 564 code for a protein of 187 amino acids. NCBI's taxonomy places the organism in Eukaryota, Fungi, Ascomycota, Sordariomycetes, Hypocreales, Cordycipitaceae. The record is from RefSeq and is a predicted model, not a curated record.
AUGGGCUACCUACAUGACCAGUCUUUUGACUAUAUAAUAGCUGCCUUUGCCCAGUGUCCGGAUGAGAACCUUUCCAACCUCAACAACGUCACAUCUACAUACACUGCAAUCUCCACACACUUAACAACCCAACCCAAUUCUUGUUCCUACACCAUGGCUCUUGCACUUCCCAUGCACAACCUCCCAAUGGAUGAGCCCGCCGCCUCCGAGGUCUUUGAGUACAACAACCAGACCUUUUACUGCUGGAAGCUCACUGAGACGGAGCGCGCCCACAUUGCCAGCAUGCUCAACAUGGACGCGACCGAUCUCAAGCUCAAGGGCAACAACUUUCUCCAGGACCGCUCCCAGUGCAGGGGCUGCGGCAAGCACUCGGGCAUGGACGACUUUGUGCACAACGCCCUCUUUGCCGGCAUUCACUCGGUCGAGUUCAUGAAGGACUUCCUCCUGGGCAAGACCGAGCAGGCGACCCCCUACACCGAGCACGAGGUCACUUGCUCCCGCUGCAGCACCAAGCACGACGAGACCAAGUCCUGGCCGACCUACCCUCCCUGGCCUCGCUACUAG